Molecule: messenger RNA, 6957 nt
Organism: Meira miltonrushii
Lineage: Eukaryota; Fungi; Basidiomycota; Exobasidiomycetes; Exobasidiales; Brachybasidiaceae
Product: acetyl-CoA carboxylase
Exons: 1
Coding region: 256-6894 (2212 amino acids)
Biological process (GO): fatty acid biosynthetic process
Molecular function (GO): acetyl-CoA carboxylase activity; ATP binding; metal ion binding
Source: RefSeq, a predicted model, not a curated record
AAUUGUACAAACGGCAUAUGGGGUAAAGAAGGUUACCGAUUAAACUUUGGACGUUUCAUUCAUUCAAUCGUUAUCAUCUUUCUUCCAUCAUCCCUUUGGUUAUUGGUCAUCAGAGGAUCACAUAUCUUCCCUCAUCAACAUCAAUUCUUGACCUUUGCCAUAUUAUUAUCCUCAUCUUUUCCUUAUCAUCAAAUUUGUCUUUUAUGUCCCUUUGAGUAGUGCAACUCUCAGUCUACUACAAGACAUUUGCACAAUAUGACUACUACACCUCCCACCACAAUGGUGAGCCAUAAAAAGGUUCAACACUUCAUUGGUGGUAACUCUCUGGACACAGCCGCCUCAAGCAGCGUAGCAGAUUUCGUUCGUCGCAAUGGAGGUCAUACAGUGAUCACACGUAUCCUUCUGUGUACAAACGGUAUCGCUGCCGUCAAAGAGAUUCGUUCAAUCCGGAAAUGGUCUUACGAAACAUUUGGAAAUGAACGUGCAAUCACAUUCGUUGCAAUGGCAACACCAGAAGAUCUCAAGGUCAACGCAGAAUACGUUCGUUUGGCAGACGAAUGGGUAGAAGUGCCCGGUGGAACAAAUAACAACAAUUUCGCAAAUGUGGACUUGAUUGUCGAUAUUGCAGAACGAACUGGCGUACAUGCCGUUUGGGCAGGUUGGGGUCACGCAUCAGAAAACCCACGUUUGCCAGAACAAUUACGUGCCUCAAAGCAAAAGAUUGUUUUCAUUGGACCUCCAGGAUCUGCUAUGCGUUCUUUGGGUGACAAAAUUUCUUCCACAAUUGUCGCUCAACACGCAGAUGUACCAUGUAUGCCAUGGUCCGGUACCGGUGUCAAAGAUACAAUCAUGAGCGACGAAGGAUUCUUGACCGUCUCUGACGAAGUAUACCAAAAAGCAUGCAUUCACACAUCCGAAGAAGGUCUUGAACGUGCACAAACAAUCGGAUUCCCUGUCAUGAUCAAAGCAAGUGAAGGUGGUGGUGGUAAAGGUAUCCGUAUGUGCGGAAAUGCAGAAGAUUUCCGUCAACUAUAUAACGCUGUCCUUGGUGAAGUUCCUGGAUCUCCAGUCUUUGUCAUGAAAUUGGCCGGAAAAGCAAGACAUUUGGAAGUUCAAUUGAUGGCAGAUCAAUACGGUAAUGCAAUCAGUAUUUUCGGUCGUGAUUGUUCCGUUCAACGUCGUCAUCAAAAGAUCAUUGAAGAAGCACCAAUCACAAUCGCACCUGAAGAUGCUCGUGAAGCUAUGGAAAAGGCAGCAGUCAGAUUGGCAAAACUUGUCGGUUAUGUAUCCGCAGGUACAGUCGAAUGGCUCUACUCGCCCGAAUCAGGCGAAUACCAUUUCCUCGAACUAAAUCCACGUUUGCAAGUGGAGCAUCCUACCACAGAAAUGGUCUCUGGUGUCAAUAUUCCUGCUGCUCAAUUGCAAGUUGCAAUGGGUUUGCCAUUGUACUGCAUCCGUGAUAUUCGUACUUUGUACGGAAUGGACCCCAAAGGAACAGAGCCAAUCGAUUUCGACUUCAAAGACCCAGCAAGUUUGCAAACUCAACGCAAGCCUCAACCCAAAGGCCAUGUCAUUGCUUGUCGUAUCACUUCAGAGAAUCCAGAAACAGGUUUCAAGCCUGGAAUGGGUGCUUUGACCGAUUUGAAUUUCCGUUCUUCCACAUCCACUUGGGGAUACUUCUCAGUCAGUCAAUCAGGAGCACUGCACGAGUUUGCUGAUUCACAAUUCGGUCACGUUUUCGCCUAUGGAUUGUCUCGUGAGGAGGCUCGUCAAAACAUGGUCGUCUCUCUCAAAGAAUUGAACAUUCGUGGUGAUUUCCGAACAAUUGUUGAAUACUUGAUCAUGUUGUUGGAGAAGCCUGCUUUCGAAUCUAACCAAAUCUCUACCGCAUGGCUUGAUGGAUUGAUCAAAGAUCGUGUCUCAAGUGACAAGCCUCCAUUGGAAGUUGCUGUAUUGUGUGGUGCGGUCGUGAAAGCACACUUGAGAUGGCAAGAAUGCGAAGCUCUUUACAUGAGCAUUCUACACAAAGGUCAAGUUCCACCUCGUGAUACUCUUCGAACCACAUUCAGUGACAUUACCUUCACCAUGGACGGUGUCAAAUUCACAGUAACAUGUUCUCGCUCAUCUGCAGCUGGUUGGACAAUCUACCUCAACGGUGGAAGACAUCAAGUUGCAACACGCUCAUUGAGUGAUGGUGGAAUGUUGAUCAGUAUUUCCGGACGUUCUCACCCUACCUACUGGCGUGAAGAAGGUGGCGGUUCUUCGUUGCGUCUCAUGGUUGACAGCAAGACCGCCCUUUUGGAAGACGAAACUGAUCCUUCACAAAUCCGCAGUCCAUCUCCCGGAAAAUUGGUCAGUUUGUUGGUUUCUUCUGGAUCUCACGUCACUGCCGGUCAACCUAUUGCUGAGUUGGAAGUGAUGAAGAUGUACAUGCCUUUGACAAGUCAAGAGAGCGGUAUUGUAAACUUCCUCAUGUCUCCAGGUACACCAGUCAAUGCAGGUGAUAUUUUGGCAAUUCUUUCGCUUGAUGAUCCAUCCAAGGUUCAACGCGCAAAGCCAUUCGAUCGUCAACUGCCUGACUCUGGGUCGCCAGUCAUCAUUGGUUCCAAAUCUCAUCAAAGAUUCGCAUACGUCUUGUCCGUCUUGAGCGAUAUCUUGGACGGUUUCGAUCAAAGCGUGUUAAUGCAAGCUUGCCUCAAUGAGUUAUUGGACCUAUUGCACAACGUUGAAUUGCCAUACGGUGAAGCCUUGCACGUUCUCUCUUCCUUGUCUGGACGUAUUCCUUCUCGCUUGGAAGAAUUGAUCCGCACUUCCAUUGAUUCCAGUCACGGAAAGGGUUUGGAAUUCCCAGCAGCCCGUUUACGCAAAGUCACUGACAACUACAUCCGUGAUAGCGCUGAUAAGGCUAUUCAAGGUCAAGUGCAAACCACUGUUGCGCCUUUGAUGCACAUCUUUGAUGAAUACGCACCUGGUUUGCGUCAACACGGAGCCAACGUUUUGGCAGGUCUUUUGCAACGUUAUGCCGACGUUGAAGGUCAAUUCUCUGGAGAAGCUGAUGUGGUUUUGAAACUUCGUCAAGAGGCAGACAGCUUAGACAAAGUUGUUGCUUUACAACUUUCACAUAACGGUGUCUUGUUGAAGAAUGCGUUAGUGAUUUCGCUUUUGGACAAGGUGGUAAAGCAAGCUGCAAUCUGGGUUCGUGGUACUGCUGAUUCAAAGAUCAGUCGUGCAUUGAACGGUUUGGCUGCUUUGGAGGGUAAAUCUACCGCUCCAGUUGCAUUGAAAGCUCGCGAAGUAUCUCUCGCUCGUGAUUUGCCAAGCUUGGACGAUCGUAAAUUGCAAAUGGAAUCCAUUCUCAAGACGUCCAUUAUGUCAUCAUCCUAUGGUGGCGAUCGUGAAUAUCAUGAACCUGAUUUCAACACUCUUCGCGAGCUCAGUGACAGUCAAUACACUGUGUAUGACGUCUUGCACACCUUCUUUGGCGCUUCACAACCUCAUUUGGCCUACGCCGCAUUGGUUACAUACGUCUUGCGCGCUUACCGUGCCUAUGAAAUCGUGGACUUUGAAUACGCAACAGAAGAUUACGAUGACGAAGAACGUGCUGUUCUCACAUGGCAAUUCCAAGUCUUGCCCGCCGGAAGACCUCAAACCGAGAGACAAGUAUCUGAAAGUGAUUUGGCUACCAUGAAAGCAGCUUCAGAUGCCAAUGCAUUCGGUCACAGUACCAACGGUCAUGGUAUCAACGGUGGUGCUGCUGCUGAGCUAAGACAGGGUACAAUGACCAGCUGUGCCACUUUCGAUGAUUUGAACGAAGUGAUCCCAAGAACAUUGCGUUACUUCAAAUCUAGAUUGAACGCACCAACAAAUGUUCUCAACAUUGCUGUGACAAAUGAAGCAAAGACAACUGAUGUUGAAGCUCGUGCAUUAUUCAUCAAAGCUGCCAACACAUUUGCAUCCGAAUUCGACGCUGCUUGCAUUAGUCGUGUUACUUUCUUGCAUUGUCAACCAGGUGUUUACCCUUGGUUCACCACAUUGCGAAGAAGUCAAGAUGGUGGUCAAUGGGCCGAAGAGAAGUUCAUUCGUAACAUCGAGCCUGCUCUUGCCUAUCAAUUGGAGUUGGAACGUAUGACUACAAACUUCGAUGUGACACCAGUUCCAAUCUCUUCUUCAACAAUCCACUUGUACUUUGCACGUGGUAUUGCGAACCCAGCCGACACCCGUUUCUUUGUUCGCUCUCUCGUUCGACCCGGUCGUAUUGAUACAGCUAACCAAGCUGAGUACAUUAUUUCCGCUUCUGAUCGUAUCGUGAACGAUAUCUUGAACGUUUUGGAAGUUGCAAUGGGUCAAGCAGAAUACCGCAACGCAGAUGCUUCUCACAUCUUUAUGUCUUUCAUCUACCAAUUGGAGAUCACCAUUGAAGAUGUUCAAAGAGCAUUGGCAGGUUUCAUUGACCGUCACGGUUUACGUCUCUUCCGUUUGCGUGUUACCGCUGCUGAGAUUCGUUUGAUCGUUCGCGGAAAGGAUGGUGAACGUAUGCCAAUGCGUGCCUUCAUCACCAAUGAGACUGGUUUGGUUGUUCGUUAUGAAGCAUACCAAGAACUUCCAGGCGAAGAUGGAGAAAUUCUCUUGUCCAACAUUGCCGGUCCAUCUGCACCCGCUCCUUUGCACAUGCAACCUGCCAACCAACCAUACUCAACAAAGGUUGCCUUGCAAUCACGUCGUUCCAGAGCACACGCAUUGCAAACCACAUUCGCGUAUGACUUCAUUGAUGUUUUACGUCAAUCUUUGCGUGCCAAGUGGAAGCGUACAUCGUUGAAGCAUCCUUCUGACCCAAUCAAAUCUCAUUUCGAAUUGGUCUUGGAUGACAAUCAACAAUUGCGACAAGUGCAACGUGCUCCAGGAAUGAACAAGAUUGGUAUGGUUGCUUGGUUGAUCGAAGUUCUCACACCUGAAUAUCCUAAUGGUCGUCCCUUGAUCAUCAUUGCAAACGAUGUUACCAUUCAAGCUGGUUCAUUCGGACCUGCUGAAGAUGCAUUCUUUGCAGCUGCAUCUCGCAUGGCACGUCAAUUGGGCAUCCCACGUUUGUACGUUUCAGCAAACUCUGGUGCAAGAAUUGGUUUGGCAACAGAAGUGAUGGAUCUUUUCAAGGUCAAAUUCGUCGAUGAUGAUGCAGUGAAAGGAUUCGAGUACCUAUACUUGGACAAUGAAGGUCUUGAACAAUUGAACAGAACCGCACCUGACAGCGUUCGUACACAGAAGAAGACCAACGGAGACGGAAGUGUUCAUCACGUUUUGACAGACAUCAUUGGUGCAUCUCAAGAUGGUUUGGGUGUCGAAUGUCUCUCUGGAUCUGGUUUGAUUGCCGGUGAAACGAGUAGAGCAAAGGAAGAAAUCUUUACUGCAACAAUCGUUACCGGUAGAAGUGUAGGUAUCGGUGCUUACUUGGCCCGUCUUGGUGAACGUGUGAUUCAAGUGGAAGGAUCACCAAUGAUCUUGACCGGAUACCAAGCAUUGAACAAGCUCUUGGGUCGGGAAGUGUACACAAGUAACUUGCAAUUGGGUGGUCCCCAAAUCAUGUACCGGAACGGUGUUUCUCACAUCACCGUCAAGGAUGAUUUGUCUGCCAUGACAUCGUUUGUGAAAUGGUUGUCCUUCGUUCCUUCAAAGAAAUCUUUGGAUUUGCCUCGCUUCUUACCAACAGUCGGUGCCGAUACUUGGGAUCGUUCGGUUGACUAUGUUCCACCAACUGGAGCAUACGACCCACGCUUCUUGAUCGAAGGUCAAACAGACGCUGAAACCAACAAACACAUCUCUGGUUUGUUCGACAAUGGAUCCUUCCAAGAAACUCUUGCUGGAUGGGCAACUUCUGUUGUCGUUGGUCGUGCACGUUUGGGUGGUAUCCCAAUCGGUAUUAUUGCAGUCGAAACACGUACUUUGGAACGUGUUGUUCCAGCUGAUCCUGCCAACCCAAAUUCGCAAGAACAAAGAAUUAUGGAAGCCGGUCAGGUCUGGUACCCUAACUCAGCCUACAAGACUGCACAAGCCAUCUUGGACUUCAACCGUGAAGGUUUGCCAUUGAUGAUUUUGGCAAACUGGCGUGGUUUCUCUGGUGGUCAAGAAGAUAUGUUCCAACAAGUUCUCAAGUACGGUUCAAUGAUUGUUGAUGGAUUGGUGCAAUACAAGCAACCUGUCUUUGUUUACUUGCCACCAAAAGCUGAAUUACGUGGUGGAGCUUGGGUUGUUGUUGACAGGACAAUCAAUGACAACGGAUUGAUGGAAAUGUACGCUGAUCCUACAAGUCGUGGUGGUGUUUUGGAACCUGAAGGUAUUGUCAGUGUCAAAUACCGUCAAGACAAGCAACGCGAAACGAUGAACAGAUUGGAUCAAGAAUACGCCAAACUUUCCGCUCAAGCUAAAUCUGCCAACGCAAGCAACGAAGCACGCAAAGCAUUGGCUCAACGUGAAAAGCAAAUUGCACCAAUCUUCUCAGCAGUUGCUACAGCAUACGCUGAUUUGCACGACAAGACUGGAAGAAUGACUGCAGUUGGCGUUAUUCGCGAAGCUGUUCCGUGGAAAGAAGCUCGUAGAUACUUCUACCAACGAUUGAACCGUAAAUUGUUGGAAGAAGGAUGUUUGAAGACAUUACGAUCCGCAAGCUCGAUCUACUCAUCUGAUACCCAACUUGCGCGAAAUGCCCUGGAAGAUGCAUUGGGCGUUGGAUUGGAUGAUGUUGACGAUGCAACGAUGAUCAAAACAUUGGAAGAUGCAAAUGGUAAAUUUGCACAACGAUUCAAUGGUCUCGUCAAGCAAGCGAAAUCACAAGAAGUGAUCAGGUUGGCAUCUACUUUGGAUGCUGACACUCGUCGUGCCCUUUUGGCCAGCUUACAAGUCUGAGAAGGGUACGUUUUUCUCUUUUAUUUUCAUUCUGUUGUACAUAGCAUUUUCUUUUCUUCCUUC